CUUCCUCCCGCCGAGGCGCGCAGGGCUGCGGACGGCGCUUGGGGACUGCGGAGAGUUCCUUGGGUGAAUUCCACGCGGCAGGGUUGAAUCCAUACAGGAUUACUAAUUACAGAGAGGGUUUUUAGAACUUCAGUUAUAACCAUGGGGAGAACUUUCCUUGAUCACAUUGGUGGCACGCGUCUGUUUUCUUGCGCAAACUGUGAUACGACCCUGACCAACCGCUCAGAGCUCAUCUCCACUCGGUUUACCGGUGCCACUGGCCGAGCGUUUCUUUUUAACAAGGUAGUUAACCUGCAGUACAGUGAAGUUCAAGACCGGGUCAUGCUCACCGGCCGCCACAUGGCUCGAGAUGUGAGCUGCAAACACUGCAAUAGCAAACUGGGAUGGAUCUAUGAGUUUGCCACCGAAGACAGCCAGCGUUACAGAGAGGGCCGCGUGAUCCUGGAACGGGCUCUGGUUCGAGAGCGAGGGCUUUGAGGAACAUGAACCGUCUGAUAACUCUUGAAGAAAAACAGAGAACUCCAUCUUUUCCCAGG
Sorex araneus (European shrew) is the source of this 536-nucleotide messenger RNA. Its product is annotated as protein yippee-like 5. The transcript has a single exon. Bases 142 to 477 code for a protein of 111 amino acids. Lineage: Eukaryota; Metazoa; Chordata; Mammalia; Eulipotyphla; Soricidae. The record is from RefSeq and is a predicted model, not a curated record.